UCGGCGCAGGCGCAGUGCUGCCGGGUGGCGGGCUUGGCGCAGGCCGGCGCGGGCUGGUGAGUCCGGGUGGCCCUUCGCAUCGCCGCGGUUUCUCGCGGAGAGACUGGGGCUCACAGGGGCACCCUGGGUUAGCAGGAAGAUGGAGAUCGGAGUGCGGGUGCGAUGGAGGGACUUGAACCUCCAAAUCAGGGGCCUCGGGAGCUAUGGUCCUGAAAAGAAUAUGCUGCCGAGAUUUGGCUGUGGAGGGUGGGAACCUUCCAGGUACUCGAAAGCACUCCAGCUGGCUCUGCUUAUCUCCGACUGGGGUUAGUGGCAUCUGCCGCCCCAGUGGCUCCAGGACCCCUUUCUCUUUCCGAGUCGAAGUUUGGCUCCACAACCCUGUGCCGGCCGCUCGGGUCUGAGCGCGCCCCCAGGUCUGGCCCGCGAUCCCGCGUCUCCCCACAGAGCAGUGUGCCCCGGGGGCCUCCCCUCUUUGGUGCCUCAGGUCUCCUGCUUUGCCAUUCCUGUGUCCAGUGGUCCCUAGCCUGAGUUCCUGCAGCUCUGCCUCCUUAACUCCCUGACCUUGCCCAGGAGGAAGAAGAGAUGACCAAUUCCCAGGAACCUGUUACAUUCAAGGAUGUGGCCAUGGACUUCACUGAGGAGGAGUGGAGGCAACUAGACCCCACACAAAGGGCCCUACAUAAAGAGGUGAUGCUGGAAAUCUAUGACAACCUGGUCUUAGUGGCGAAGAAACUUGACGACUGUGCUGAAUGUGGGAAGAGCUUUAGUCGAAGCACAGAUCUUCGCUACCAUCAGAGAAUUCACCCUGGAGAGAAACCUUUCAUAUGUGAUACGUGCGGCAAAGGCUUCAGUUAUAACACAAAUCUUCGUGUUCAUUGGAGAGUUCACACAGGAGAGAAACCUUUUAAGUGUGAGUGCGGCAAGGGCUUCCCUCAGACCUCCAACCUUCGCAUCCAUCAGAGAGCCCACACUGGAGAGAGACUCUACACAUGUGAUAAGUGUGGUAAGGGCUUCAGUCGGAACAUAGAUCGCCAAGUGCAGCAGAGAGUCCACACAAACGUGAAACUCUGAAAACACAGACUUAUAUGCUCAUCUGAAAGUCCACAGAGGAGAGAAACUCUACAAGUGUGUGUGGAAAAAUCCUGUGACAUGAAAUUAUGUGUCAAGCUCUGGACUGACAAGCUCCACAGAAGGUUGAUUCCAUCACAAAGAGGUUUAUGUUAGACAUAACCAAUAAGUAACCCAGCACCCGUGCCAAACAAGGUUUUCCUCCUGGAAAGAUGCCCCUUACCUGGCAGAGGCCCUUCUAGACUGAAAGCCUCCUGGCUCUAAUUGAGCAUCUCCCCGUCCAUCAUGUCACCAGGCUCCUGGGUGCCUUGCACCAUGGAUUAUAGAAGUCUCCAGGUAAGGCAUCUUCAGAGUAGAUGUCUGUAGAAGAGACAGCUAAAGAAAGGGGCUGGGUCAGGAGAGGAAAGCAAGUCUGAAAGGAAAUGAUUAGAGGGAAAGGAAAAAGAACGGUGCCUAGGAGGGAGGUUGUGGGAUGGUGGGGGUAGAAAGCCCAGAGGCUUCUCCAAAGUUUCAAACAAGUGUGGUGACCCCAGUACAGGGCUUUCCCUGAGUAGUCUGAGCUGAGUAGAGGGUGAGCUGUAGUGGGUAGAGAUGGACCCCAUCAGCGUUAGGGCCAGUUGGGACCAGAGGUGGAAAAGCUGCUGUGAAGGGCCUUGGAAAGCAACUCCAUGCUUCAUUGUUUCCCCAAGUGGCCCAAGUCAGGUGGGACCAUCAUCCCCCCAAUGGAAGGAGGGAUCCUAUAGGAAGGCAGUAAUAAGGCUGACUCCCUUCAGGAGGCAUAAAUUAAUCAGAGACAGAGCCUGAGGGCCUGGCCAUGAAGCAGGAAGACUGGGGCCAGUGGAGGUUAGGAAGAGGUCAGGGACCCAGCUUCAUCAUUAAAUGUGAGUAAGGAAGAGAGCGGUUUGUCUAAAUUCUUUGUACUAUGUGCCCCUAGGCAGCCAUUGCAAGGGGAAGGAUAUCCACCAUUAGAAAGACUUUGGGGCUCUAGGAGGACUGUCAGCUGACCUGACCAGAGACCGUCGGCUCACAUUGGGAGCCGGUGUUGGUAUGCCCAAGGGCUAUAAUGGCAACUGGCUUGUGAGAGGCCCUCAAAUAUUGAAUGAGGGUAUUAAUAAAAUUCCAACAACUCA
Messenger RNA from Neofelis nebulosa (Clouded leopard), 2198 nucleotides. Its product is annotated as zinc finger protein 214-like. NCBI's taxonomy places the organism in Eukaryota, Metazoa, Chordata, Mammalia, Carnivora, Felidae. The coding region runs from base 583 to 1071 and encodes 162 amino acids. Gene Ontology annotation, molecular function: DNA-binding transcription repressor activity, RNA polymerase II-specific. Gene Ontology annotation, biological process: negative regulation of transcription by RNA polymerase II. The record is from RefSeq and is a predicted model, not a curated record. The transcript has 5 exons.